This is a messenger RNA of Drosophila simulans, 2432 nucleotides long. RefSeq lists its product as uncharacterized. The coding region runs from base 754 to 2412 and encodes 552 amino acids. The record is from RefSeq and is a predicted model, not a curated record. Lineage: Eukaryota; Metazoa; Arthropoda; Insecta; Diptera; Drosophilidae. The transcript has a single exon.
CUAUUUGUGACUCUUCCCAAGUCGACGAGUGGUUUUAAGAGGUCUUUGACCCACAAGAGUACCUAUAAAUCUGCAUGUGAGUGUGCAUGUUGGGCCAGCAAAAGUUUGGCAGUCCCAAAAAGCGGCAACAAAAUGGGAACUGCAAUUGGCCACCAAGUACUUUCCAAAGUCUUUUGCAUGGCAGUUCACAUAAUUCGUGUUGUGAUAGUCUCGGCCUCGUUUUUCCCCGGUUUUCGGUUUUCGGUUCUUGGUUCUUGGUGGGCAGAGCAGUUUUCGGUUUUUGUGCCCAAAACAUAAUUAAGUGCUUUGCAAGUUGUUUUGGCUGUUUGGGGGGCAUUUGUCAUAACGUGGAUGGGGGAGAAAAGUCCGGAAAGCCCAGAGAAGCAGAGCCCGUUGAUAAUGUACUAAGUAGUAAUAAAUUUUACUUUUAUGCGAGAACCACAAGCAAAGAAACUCUGGGGAGAAGCGAAAACAAACCAGAACAGAAACCAGAAUUCAGAAAUCAAGAGUCGGCGAAAAGUGAAACGGGCCCUGUUCCCCUUUUGACCCCGUCGACAACAGCUCAACAAGUUGGCCAAGUUAGCGAGUUGGAAACUCCCGACCAUCCGAGCUGAUGAAGUGGCAGUGGCCAUGAGCCGGACUUCAGUUGUAGUUGGCCAGCGUUGGAGUGGAAGCUGAAAUUAAAUCAAACAUCAAACUCAAUCGCAAAGCCAAGAAGGGAAAAGGACUUCUCCGCCGGCAAAAUGAAUCGAAAUGGGGCAGGGACGAAGUGCCAAAAGUGUUAGCAACUUUGCCAUAUUUCUGUUGAUUUUGUUCGCACAAAACUGUGGCCAGGCACGCAGCCACGGGCGUGAUGGAUUAGCAAAGUUGGAGUUUAGCGGCCGGGCUACCCCUGUUUUUAAUUUUGCAAAAAUAUACCAAACUUUGUGUGCGCAACUGCUGCCGGCCACGCCUCGCCGGGAGGUCAAAGGGCGUGAACUGGUGCGGGGGAAGCCCAUAUUCCAUGUUUUCGAUCAACUGCAGCAGGACUUCGAGGCGAAAUGGCGGCGCACAACUACAUUGAAGCCAUUUAGAAUUCUCCAGCACUUGGAUUGGGAGCAGGAGCAGGAGGCUCACCGACUUAAAACCCACUCAAACGCUAGUUUUGAUAUCCUGGAAGAAUUGUACAAGGAUCAAAACGCUUAUGAGCGAAAGACCACCACCACAAAGCCCUUUCAUGUGCUGCAAAAACUUGAAAAGGACCUGAUCAAGGCGGAUAAACACACCACCACCGUUAAACCUUUUCACAUUUUGGGUACUCUUGUGGAGGAUUUAAUAAAAAAGGAUCUGAAGGACGGCUAUCUGGCUGAGAAACCGAUAAAAUCUACGAAACCUCUAGCUGAACACAAAGCCGAGUUGAAGCUGCAAUCCCGGGCAAAAGAAAGUCAAAAGCGGAGACGGAAACGCAUUCGCCGCAGAAGAAAACGAAUUCGACGCCGCCGGAAAAGGACUCGCCGUCGUCGCCGAAGGAGGAGGAAGAAGAAGCGAAAUAAGCGCAAGAAGAAGAAGUACAAGGGCGGUAAGAAGAAGAAGAAGAAGGGCAAACGAAAGCGGAAGAAGCAGCAAAAGCCGGAAGACCACGAGCAGCACUCGAUUUUCCAGCCCGCUCACCUGAUCUUCGCCAAUCCCACCAAGCAACCGUAUUACCAUCACCAUCCGCACGGAUAUCCAUAUCCUCCGGCAAACCAGAUGCAGGUUCAGACUAUACCCACAGCAUUAUUGUCCGCCUUGACUACCAAGAAACCACAUACGGUGACCACCACCCAUCGUCCCUUCAGCAAGAUCAAGUAUCUCCUGAGACACAACAGCAUCUUCAAGAAGAAGAAAAAGGAGUACCUCAGCCACGUUGGCCAGGUGCUGUAUCCGUUUGUUAAGUUCGUGGCCUUCUUCACAGUCCUCAACCCCUUCACCCUGGGCGUUUUUCUGUUCACCCUGAUUUCCCCAGCGGUCUUCGGAUUCCUGGGCUUUGUAGCUCUCAGUGUGCUGGUCAAGCCCUUCCUUCAUCUGGUGUUUGGGGUCAAGCGAAAUGUGAACGCCUUCGAUCGCAAGAGGUGGCUGGCCCACAAACAGGAGGAGAAGCUUAAGCUGGCCCUGCGUCCGGUGACUAUUCACAAGCACUUCUACCAGCAGGGUCCGGUCCGCUCUGCUCCUCCGGUGAAGCUUCGUCCAGUGGGUCACUGGCGCAGAGAAGGAGACAGUCCUGAGACACAGAUGCCUCGACCAUCUCAGCGCCCACAACCAAUGCGAGCUGCAGCCGCACCACCACCUCCCAGGCACCCACCACCCAUGAAUCGUUAUAAUCCUUUGCUACCUGAACAGCACAAGGCUCUUCGCUAUGAUCAUUCGGACCAGCCUGGAAUCUUCCUCCGAUAGCAACACGGAUUUAUGUAGAA